AUGCUACGUUCCAGAUUGGUGAAGACAGCUUGCUGGCCAAGGAUCCUAACGGGGCCAAAGCUGUGGUACUCUACGCAGGUGGCCAUGACCCCGGAGGAGAAGAUGAUCACCGAUAAACUGCAACAGGAGCUGCAGCCGGAAGCUUGCAAAGUGCAAGACGUAUCCGGUGGUUGCGGGUCCAUGUUCGCCAUCAAUGUCACUAGUAAGAAGUUUAACGGGCUGACUCUCAUCAAGCAGCACCAGCUGGUAAAUAGGAUCCUGAAGGAAGACAUCUCUAGGUGGCAUGGCCUGCAAUUGACCACUAAGAAGGUAAGCGUGAAGAAUCCGAAAUCGUCGUGA
Saccharomyces eubayanus is the source of this 339-nucleotide messenger RNA. RefSeq names its product Bol3p (gene BOL3). The coding region runs from base 1 to 339 and encodes 112 amino acids. The record is from RefSeq and is a predicted model, not a curated record. Lineage: Eukaryota; Fungi; Ascomycota; Saccharomycetes; Saccharomycetales; Saccharomycetaceae. The transcript has a single exon.